This is a messenger RNA of Triticum dicoccoides, 2276 nucleotides long. RefSeq lists its product as uncharacterized. Gene Ontology annotation, molecular function: protein binding. Bases 625 to 2118 code for a protein of 497 amino acids. Lineage: Eukaryota; Viridiplantae; Streptophyta; Magnoliopsida; Poales; Poaceae. The transcript is spliced from 3 exons. The record is from RefSeq and is a predicted model, not a curated record.
AACCUGCCGUCCGGCUCCGGCCACCACGACUCUCCUCCGCCGCCAUCCCCUGCGACGGCCACCUACCCCACACCUGCCGCCCGCCGCCAUCCCCUGCGACAGCCCCCUACCCCACACCUGCCGUUCGCCGCCGGCCAUCACGGCUCUCCUCCGCGCGCAUCCCUUUGCGACAGCCACCCCCUGCUGCCCGCCGCCGGCCACGACCGCUCUCCUUCGUUGCCACCACCUCCGCUGCCUGGCCUGGGCUAUUAUGCAUGGCCGCGGGUGACGGAUGCGGGAGACGAGUUGAUUUCCUUGUGCAAUCGGGGAGGAGUCUGUCUAUUUGACAAGUUGUAAUCAGGAUCCUCCUCCCUCUCCUCAAAUAUCUCAUCCCCCUUUUGGAGCCUGCCGGCGAUCCGUCAGCCGGCCUCGAUAAAUAGAGGAGCAGGAGGAGUGGGAGGGGGCGGUCGUUGAUCGAACAAGUUGGCGUCCCUGAUCUUAUUUUCCCCGGCGAUUAGUCUGCUUUCUUGUGCCGGCCUAAAUAAACAGAAGAGGAGGAGGGGGAUUCGAUUCAAUUCAAAUAAGGUCGAUCAAAUAGUGCAGGCGUCACAUCAUCAAGAAAAACAGUUGUUGAUCCGAUCAGCCAUGACGAAGAAAAGACGUCACCGCAGACGCAAUGUAAAUGCCUCACAGAAAGCAACUCACAACAAAGACGUUGUUGGCAGCGAAGAAGAUGGAGACAGGCUUAGCAGGCUGCCCAAUGACCUUCUGCUCAACAUUCUCGAGAGGGUGGACACGCUCGAUGCAAUAAGAGCUUGCGUCCUCUCCAAGCGAAUGAUGAUGCUCCCCACCAUGAUCUCGCAGUUCUUCCUGAGCUGUAGUUCCAUUCCAGGUCACCAUGUUAGAGCUCGUGUCUGCAACGUCAGUGAAUUUGUCAGAACCAACACUGUUGUGGCUCAUGUAGCGGAUAACAUCUUGAGCACAAGGAACCCGGAGAUCACCAUCAGCAAACUCAAAGUCAGAUUCAUCUUGAUGCAACCUGACUGGUACAUAAUUGGCAAAUCUGUCGCCUGUGCCAUGGCAACACAAAAGGUUGGCGCAGCUGAGUUUGAGAUCGUAACAGAGAAGGUUCAUUUAGUGUGCUCUCCUGCCGAUCUCCUCGACCAUGCGAAGCAGUUCAAUGAUUUUUUAGGUGCUUGUCCUGGUGCAUUUGCUGGCCUCAGGCGCCUGUGGCUGCGCAAUAUGAGGUUUGGUGAACUGGACAUACCCAACAUCCUCAGCACUUGCAAGCUCCUGGAGUCUUUGCGUUUAUCCCAUUGCGACUCGGGGAUGAAUUCUUUGCUGCAACUAGAACAUGCUCAACUUACUGAGCUCGAGGUCGACUAUGGGAGAUUUGAGAUAGUUGAGCUGACAUGUCUACCAAAACUCCAACGGGUGAGCUAUAGGCGGUGGUUCUACUCUGAGAAAGAUCCCCUGUAUUUUGGUUUUGUACCACAGCUUUCAAAGCUGAGGCUUUCUAAAUCUGGCUCCCUAUCGACUAGGACUAUUGUGUUAAGUCAGCUCCUUGGUAAUGUUCCUUCCAUAAGCGAUCUGCAUCUGGAUUUUGAAAGUGAAAAGAAUUGGGUUCUGCCAGAAAGCCCGGAGCUGCUCAGACCUGUGCUCAGCAAACUACAGCAUGUGAUUCUGGACAAUCUUCCUGAAGGAUGUGAUUUAGCUUGGACAAUGUUUAUUCUUGAAGCUGCACCGUCCCUAAAAGAGAUGUGCAUCACAGUAUGGGAUCAUUGGUGCAGUAUGUUGAUGAGAGACAAAGAGUUUCGGGAGAGAAAUGGCUACUGUGAAAAGGCGGACGUGGAGUGGAAGCCACAUGCCCCUGAUUUCAAGCAUAAGAAUCUGGUUAAGCUCACCAUCUAUGGCUUCCAACCUGAUGACAUCUUUGUGGGAUUCAUCAGCUGUGUCAUGGAACAUGCGGUCAAUAUGGCGGAGAUAUCUCUGCACGACAGGAAGGUAUGUCUGUGCUGUGGUGACUUGGAUCCGAAGGUGAAGUGCGCAUCGAGAUUUCCACGGAACGCUGAUGAGCGCAAGAAGAUCAUUGAAGAAUUGGGGAUUUCUUUGCCUGCUAUGGUUCACUUCCUGUCAUAAUAAUUGAAAAGAAAUGAGAUGUAUGACCUAGUAGUAGUUUGUAAGUUCUGUGUUCUAUGGUCUGUUGUUGGAAGGAGUUCAGGAAAUCCAUAAUUCAGUAGUUAUUGUGCUUGUACACUUGCUUUCCCUUAAAUUGAAGCUAUGUGAACUGUUGCCUA